This is a messenger RNA of Pseudomassariella vexata, 1224 nucleotides long. Its product is annotated as mitochondrial import inner membrane translocase subunit Tim54. NCBI's taxonomy places the organism in Eukaryota, Fungi, Ascomycota, Sordariomycetes, Amphisphaeriales, Pseudomassariaceae. The transcript has a single exon. The annotation marks the transcript as partial. The record is from RefSeq and is a predicted model, not a curated record.
AAUCCCGUCCUGCGAAUGAUGGGCUUGCCCAACUUGCCGAAGAAACUUCCUUCACGUAAUUGGAUGAUAUUUUGGGGGAUCCUGGGAAGCUUUUCGGCGGCCAUCAUCUACGACAAACGAGAAAAGAAACGCGCAACCGCUCGGUGGAGUCACGCCGUAUCGCAUCUUGGCAAAGAGACGCUCAAAGAUCCCCGUCAGCUUCCGCGAAAACUGACCAUCUACCUUGAAAGCCCGCCGGGCGAUGGAUUGAGGGUCGCCCAAGACCACUACUCCGAGUUCAUCAAGCCCAUCUUGGCCGCAAGUGGUCUUGACUGGGAAUUUGUUCAAGGACGACAGCAGGGCGAUGUGAGGGCCGCCGUGGCCGAGAAGAUACGGAGAAACAGGCGGGAAACCGAAGAGCCGGCAGCGUCUGUCAAGGAUCCGCAAGAGCUCACUUCAGAUGAGAUCAUACACAUUAUGAGGAAAAACCAAGGCACGCCCGAGUGGACGGGGACUCGUGGCGAUAUUGUGGUUGGACGACAUGCGUGGAAGGAGUACAUCAGAGGACUACACGAAGGAUGGCUAGGCCCUUUGACUGAACCGCCGCGACCCACGCCGGAAGUCGUGAAGAUGGAAGCCCCUGCAACACCCGAUGGCGAGUCCGCCGAAGGCGAGAAGGAGGAGAUACCCAAACCUGAAGAGAAGCCCUCUCGGCCACCCCAACCAGUACCCUACAACACCACGAACGACUAUCCCACCUCUUCGAUACCGAUGCUGAUACCCGCCGAGUUUUCUCCUUCCACACCAAUCCCGUUCCCACACGUCCUCGGCUUUCUGAACACACCCACCCGACUCUACCGCUUCCUCAACCGGAGAAAGCUCGCCGACCAGAUCGGUCGCGAAGUGGCCGCUGUCUGUCUGGAGGCGUCAAGAGAAUACCGCGAUGGACCAGCCUCGACCGAUUCAGACUCGCAAUCUGAGUUUCAGACUGCGCUCGAACACGAGGAGAAGGACUGGGUCAAGACAGUCUGGAAGGAGGAAGUCCUCGAGGAAGGCGAAGUAGCACCUCUGGUGCCCAAGGAGAAAAUCUGGGCCAAGCCGAUAGUAGUAGACCCGCGGAUUGCAAUGCGCAUGCGUCGUUUCGAGAUUCGACCCGAGGACGAAGCCCGUGCUAGAGAGGUCAAGGUGCCCGAGGAAGAGGUCGAGGGCUGGAUCAAGGCAAGCCUGCGAAGCAUGUGGCGCUGG